Molecule: messenger RNA, 252 nt
Organism: Adineta ricciae
Lineage: Eukaryota; Metazoa; Rotifera; Eurotatoria; Adinetida; Adinetidae
Source: the annotation of a GenBank genome assembly
AUGAUCGAUGGAUUCAACUCUACGCCUCGUCUUAGUCCAUAUAUCAGUAUUGAUAGCUACAUAUAUCGUGGUAAAACAACUUAUCUAGCUACAAGUAGCUGUUGCGAUCGAUUUAAUCCUCUUUUUGAUGGAGAAUGUCAUCAAAUAUGUGCUCCAUCGGGCGGUUUUAUCGGUCGUGGCAACGGUAAAUGCAUAGAUUUUUGGGAGAAAGCACAACAAUUGGAAAAUAUUUGGACAGUACCACGAUCAUAA